AUGAAGGAGUGGCAGGCUGCAGCGCAGCAUAAGCUCGGCCACUCCCCUGUACCAAACCCGAGUCCCGAAAGACUCUAUGGAUUCACAGCCAUCUUCCGAACAUAUCUCGCGGCACUGGUUCAGGCAGCUUGUGCACCAUAUCCUGUUCCAAUACGACUCGGCAAUGUUUCAUUGUCAAACGGCCAGGUAGCGAGAGGCUUGGAACUGGCCGUUGGGGAACCCGAGCAAAAAUUUGCUUUCAUCCCGCAGAGUGGUCAGAAUGGCACGUUGUUGUACGGCACCAACGGUGUUUGUACUCUUCGCGGCUCUGACAAGUGGCCCAAGGAUGGCUGUACUUCCUUUCGAGGGGGUUCUUAUGAUUCACUCGCGUCCAAGACAAGCAAAGCGACAACACACGAUGCUACUCCCGAAGAUGACGGAUGGCCAGAUAUCAACCCUGUUGCUGAUACGAUGAAACUCAAUAGCAACCUUACGCUCGACAACUUCGCCAUGGGCAUAGCGUUGAGCGAUUGGGAUACCCAAGGCUAUAAAGCCAUGAUGGGACUCGGUCUAGGCUCGAACUCGACUAUACUGAGAGUCUUGAAGGAGUCAGGCAAGAUUGCCUCGCGAACGUGGAGUCUCUUUUGGGGUCGCGGCUUUGGGAUGUCCACUCAGCUGGAUGGUCAUCUUAUAUAUGGAGGCUACGACCGAGCAAAAGUUUCUGGAAAGCGAUAUACCCAGCCCCUAACACCCAACAUUGCUCAAUGCGAGUCACAGCUCGUGGUGACGGUCACGGACCUGACCAUGAACUUCGACAAUGGUACAGACGUCAGCAUUUUCCCGUCAAAGUCGAGCGCCAUCUCCACCUGCAUCAAUCCAACGAUUCCGGUAAUGAUGAGGAUGCCUCUGAAUCCUUACUUUUCUACCUUCCUCAAAUACACGGACAAUACCAUUGACAACAUGACUCGCUCUCUCGGUUAUCACUACUGGAACAUGAAAUACCUUCCCGACCAAAAGCCAUAUGACGGUGCCUUGACAAUAACGCUCUCAUCCGGCCUAAAAAUCCGUGUGGACCGUGACAACCUCGUCCUACCACACGUAUUACUCGAUGAGCAAACGGGAGAGAUGCUCGUGAACGCAACAGAAAAGGACAUGCUCUUCGACUCAAUGCAGCAAGUCAACGAAAACGACAUGGCACAGCUCGGCUGGCAGUUCCUUUCCGCCGCCUACCUACAAGUCAACCACGACACGUCCGAGUUCUCGCUCUGGCAGGCAAACCCCACGUGGAACCAAGACAUCGUGGCCCUAGACUCCGGCAACAACGACGUCGUCAACUUCUGUUCUUCCCAGUCCAACGACGGCAAUAAGACCGUGAACGGCGGUGGGGACGCGGGCGGCAGCGGUAACGACUCGUCGGCAAGCCCAAGCUUCUCCGGCCUCUCACGCGGGGCUAUCGCCGGAAUUGCCGUUGGCGGAACCGCAGCUAUAGCUAUCAUCGUCGGAGCUGUGCUAUGGUUUCUCAAGCGAAAGAGGUCGAGGGCCCCUUCAUUACCCUCGCCGGGCAUCGUGCAGAACACAGCGUGGACGCCAGUGCCUCCAGGCCAGGAUCUCCCUCCUAAGACACCACCGACGUGCGAACUGGACAAUGGGGACACUCGAACCAUGCGGCGGUACGAGAUGGCGGGUUAAAUAUUAAUGAUAGGCCGACGCAGUCGUGCCAGAAAUAAUCUUACAUGUUGAUGACGUUUGAGAGGAUGCUUUCUUCUAUGGAUAUAGAGCCUGUUUUGUAUUAUACCUUACUAUCACUCUGUAUUCUCUUAUACUCUAGCUUACCUCUUUAACAGAGCCAAGCCAGCAAUUUAUUAUCUGCGACAACCAGCGAAUAUAUGGUGCUCUACGGUGCGCCUUUAUCUUUUUGGUGCUUCCGUUUUGAAGAUAUCGAUGGCUUUCGAUGUUGGUUUUGUGG
Colletotrichum phormii is the source of this 1945-nucleotide messenger RNA. Its product is annotated as aspartic peptidase domain-containing protein. The record is from RefSeq and is a predicted model, not a curated record. The transcript is spliced from 4 exons. Lineage: Eukaryota; Fungi; Ascomycota; Sordariomycetes; Glomerellales; Glomerellaceae. Bases 1 to 1668 code for a protein of 555 amino acids.